UGUUUUUUUAAAAAAAGGAGAAUUCACGCGAAGCCCCCAGCUGGAUGCCUGGAAUCUGGAUCAGUCCAAAAGUUCUGGUGGUGCGAGAGUUGGAAGAUAAAAAAAAAAACCGAGUGGUCGGAGCGACCCGGCGACGGCGGCGGCGGAGUUCAGAAGAUGGGACGACUGUUUGUGGUGGAACUGGAUGGCAGGUGUUACCGCUGCAGAUUCUGCGACACCCCUCUUGCUCUUGCCGACGACGUUAUCUCCCGGACGUUCAAUUGUAGACAAGGGAGGGCGUACAUGUUCAGCAAUGUAGUGAAUGUAACAGUCGGAAUGGCUGAGGAAAGGGUGAUGCUUUCGGGUACCCAUACAGUGGAAGACGUCUUCUGCUGCCGCUGUGGAGAAAUUCUCGGGUGGACUUAUGUAGCUGCGCAUGAUAAGAACCAGAAGUACAAGGAAGGGAAGUUUGUUCUUGAGAGGUGGAGAAUAGCCGAGGAGGUAAUGGAGGAAUUGAGUCUCGAUGGUGGUCGUGGUGGUUCCAGCGAUCCGGAAAACUCAUGAGGUAAUUAGUCGGCUAUGCUGCAGAAUCCAGUAACCUCUCAUAACAACUAGUGUCUGGUAGUAGUAUAGAAAGUUUUGUUAACAAUCAUGCUUCCUGCCGACAUACAAGUUCUUCCCCUUAAGAUGUUGUAUGUUAAGCUCUCCUGUUUGUUUAAACAGUUGGGUUCUAGGGCCAGCCGCUACUCUGUGCAGCCAUCAUCUUACCCUUGAAAACCCUAAUAAGUUAGUGGAAAUGGUCAGUAGAAGUAGGAUGAUACAACAAUCUAAACUUAUGAAACCACAUUCCGGCAUCAGCAGCAUCAGUAUAACUUCUCUUUUCGGUUUUGAAUGUUCCUUUCCUUUUGGGGUUCUUACUGUAAUCCUCAAUCGAGAGAGUUCCCUUAUCAUCCCUUCAUGCUCGAGGUCUCAGCUUAAUCGAACAUUGAGAAUGGUCCCGAAGCAAGGAGCGAAACUGCUUG
Messenger RNA from Linum tenue, 1001 nucleotides. Lineage: Eukaryota; Viridiplantae; Streptophyta; Magnoliopsida; Malpighiales; Linaceae. The record is from the annotation of a GenBank genome assembly.